This is a messenger RNA of Alexandromys fortis (reed vole), 778 nucleotides long. RefSeq names its product POU domain, class 5, transcription factor 1-like. Lineage: Eukaryota; Metazoa; Chordata; Mammalia; Rodentia; Cricetidae. Gene Ontology annotation, biological process: regulation of transcription by RNA polymerase II. Bases 293 to 778 code for a protein of 161 amino acids. The transcript has a single exon. The record is from RefSeq and is a predicted model, not a curated record. Gene Ontology annotation, molecular function: DNA-binding transcription factor activity, RNA polymerase II-specific; RNA polymerase II cis-regulatory region sequence-specific DNA binding.
UAGCAGGUUUGGAGGGAGAGAGGUUUAAGCCGUCCCUAGGUGAGCACUCUUUCUGUCAGGCCCCCGGCCUGGGGUGUCUUCCUUCCCUAUGGCUGGACACCUGGCAUCAGACUUCGCCUUCUGGUGGGGGUGAUGGGUCGGGAGGGCUGGAGCCCGGCUGGUGGACCCUCGGACUUGGAUAAGCUUCCAAGGGCCUCCAGGUGGGCCUGGAAUCAGGCCAGGCGUUGUUGGACCAGGCUCAGAGGUGUUGGGGAUCUCCCCUUGAUCCCCGCCGUAUGAAUUCUGUGGAGGGAUGGCAUACUGUGGACCUCAGGUUGGACUGGGCCUAGUGUCCCAAGUUUGCCUGGAGACUUUGCAGCCUGAGGAUCAGGCAGGAGCAGUAGCGGAGAGCAACUCGGAGGGGUCCUCCCCUGAGCCCAGCACUGUCCAUCCCGGUGCGGUGCAGUUGGAGAAGGUGGAACCAAGUCCCGAGGAGUCCCAGGACAUCAAAGAUCUGCAGAAGGAGCUAGAGCAGUUCGCCAAGGUGCUGAAGCAGAAGAGUAUCACCUUGGGGUACACCCAGGCCGACGUGGGGCUCACCCUGGGUGUUCUCUUUGGAAAAGUGUUAAGCCAGACCACCAUCUGCCGUUUUGAAGCGCUGCAGCUCAGCUUCAAAAACAUGUGCAAGCUGCGCCCCCUGCUGGAGAAGUGGGUGGAGGAAGCCGACAACAACGAGAACCUUCAGGAGCNGGUGAUAAUCUAUUAUUUCCUUACCAGCCUUUCUUCUUACCCUCCUUAA